AUGCCUCCAGCGGCCAUGAUAGGAGGCUCAGCCUCCUCGAGCGAGGUCACUCUCACAGAAGAGAAGCCAAUCGAAAAGUACCAGUCCCGAGAGAUUGGUUCAAGCGAAACAACCAGGCCAAAUGACAUGGACCUCGAGGCACAAGCCGGCCAACUGAAGCCCAAGUUGUUUGCCUCGACGCGCUAUGCCAUUCUCACCUUGUACCGACGCUUGUUCACGCUAGUCUUCCUAGCCAACGUCGCCGUUUUCGUGGCUGUGAUGGCAACAGAACAAAAGUUGUUAGCGCUGAUUAAUGCCACCGCCGCCAACCUGCUCGCUUGCGGUCUGGCCAGGCAGCCACUGGUCGUGAAUGCCAUCUUCAUAGUCGUGUGCUCGAUGCCGAGGUCAGCACCGAUGCCGCUGCGCAAGCUAGCAGCCAAGGUAUACCACUAUGGCGGCGUCCACAGCGGGUGCGGAGUAGCUUCGCUCGUCUGGUACUUGGGAUUCGUCGGCGUCAUGUCCCACCAGUACUGGGCAACCCCAAGUUUGGCGAUGAUCCGUCUUUCCGCCGCGCCAGUCACGCUAGCGUACAUCAUCCUGGUGCUGCUGGUAGCGAUAAUUGUGGUGGCACACCCCACGUUCCGCAUGAAAUGGCACGACUAUUUUGAACUCACCCACCGUUUUUCGGGGUGGCUGAUCGUAGCCCUGUUCCUGGCCCUGCUGAUGGUCUUCGCCCACGAAGCCAGCCAAUCCCUGCACCAACCAAUAGGCAAGUUCCUCAUCAACCUGCCAGCAUUCUGGUUCCUCGCCUUCACCGUCUGCUCCAUCGUCCAGCCCUGGCUCUUCCUCCGCAAGGUCGCGGUCAAGGCCGAACCCCUCUCAACCCAUGCCACCCGCCUGCACUUCGAGCACACAACAACAUCCUUCGGAAAGGGCAUCCAGCUAGCCAAGCACCCCCUCCGUGAUUGGCAUGGCUUCGCCACGUUCCCAGACACACCAGCCGGAACAACCGACGGCCCAGCCAGCUUCUCAUGCCUAGUCUCAAAAGCAGGCGACUGGACCAGCGACACAAUCAACAGCCCACCAACGCACCUCUGGAAACGAGGCGUGCUGAUAAACGGUUUCGCAUAUGCAAUGCGCGUAUUUAGCCGCGUCGUCGUUGUAACAACAGGCUCAGGCAUAGGCCCUUGUCUCUCCUUCCUGGGCGACGAGAACCGGCCCGCCCUCCGCGUCCUCUGGCAGACUCGUGCGCCGCUCAAGACAUACGGCGAGGGCGUGAUGGAGAUGGUGCAUCGCAUGGAUUGUGAUCCUGUCAUUAUGGAUACGAACCAGUGUGGCCGGGUCGACAUGGUCCCCGUUAUCUUGCAACAGAUUAGGCAAUUUGAUGCAGAGGCAGUGUGCGUGAUCAGUAACCCUGUGCUGACGGGGCGAAUUGUGUAUGAGCUUGAAGCACGAGGAAUCCCAGCGUUUGGGCCGAUUUUCGAUUCUUGA
Molecule: messenger RNA, 1470 nt
Organism: Penicillium antarcticum
Lineage: Eukaryota; Fungi; Ascomycota; Eurotiomycetes; Eurotiales; Aspergillaceae
Product: integral membrane protein TmpA
Exons: 1
Coding region: 1-1470 (489 amino acids)
Biological process (GO): regulation of conidium formation; conidium formation; sexual sporulation resulting in formation of a cellular spore
Source: RefSeq, a predicted model, not a curated record